Messenger RNA from Erpetoichthys calabaricus (reedfish), 1880 nucleotides. Its product is annotated as V-type proton ATPase subunit B, brain isoform-like. Gene Ontology annotation, cellular component: proton-transporting V-type ATPase, V1 domain. The record is from RefSeq and is a predicted model, not a curated record. NCBI's taxonomy places the organism in Eukaryota, Metazoa, Chordata, Cladistia, Polypteriformes, Polypteridae. Gene Ontology annotation, molecular function: proton-transporting ATPase activity, rotational mechanism; ATP binding. Gene Ontology annotation, biological process: proton transmembrane transport; ATP metabolic process.
GCACACUCUGGAUCAAGCAGCAUCAAUCAAGGUUGGGGCUUUAUGAAAGGAACGCACACACAGCAGCUUUACACUUCUGUUUGACCAAGGAACCAUGGCCACUAAAGUGGAUGUUAGGAUGAGCAGGCAACAGGACAACCUGGCUGGAGCAAGAGAACAUGCCUUGGCAGUGACCAGAGACUAUAUCAACCAGCCCCGAAUCACCUACAGAACAGUAUGUGCCGUGAAUGGGCCCCUAGUGGUUCUGGAUAAUGUUAAGUUCCCCAGAUUUGCAGAAAUUGUAAAUUUCACUCUUCCAAAUGGGAUCCAAAGGAGUGGACAGGUGCUUGAAGUUUCUGGAUCCAAAGCCAUUGUUCAGGUGUUUGAAGGGACAUCUGGAAUUGACGCCAAACAGACCACCUGCGAGUUCACCGGGGACAUCCUACGCACCCCAGUAUCCGAGGACAUGCUGGGGCGAAUUUUCAAUGGAUCUGGAAAGCCAAUCGACAAGGGCCCCACUGUACUGGCAGAGGACUUUUUGGAUAUCAAUGGGCAACCUAUCAACCCAGAGAUGCGCAUUUAUCCAGAGGAAAUGAUUCAGACAGGCAUCUCACCCAUUGAUGGCAUGAACAGCAUUGCUCGUGGCCAGAAAAUCCCUAUCUUCUCUGCUGCAGGCCUGCCACAUAAUGAGAUUGCAGCUCAAAUCUGCAGACAGGCUGGUUUGGUUAAACAGCAUAAGAGCGUAGGCGACUUUCAUGAGGACAACUUUGCUAUCGUCUUUGCGGCAAUGGGAGUCAACAUGGAAACUGCCAGAUUUUUUAAAUCAGACUUUGAGGAGAAUGGUACCAUGGACAACGUGUGUCUCUUUCUCAAUCUUGCCAAUGACCCCACCAUUGAACGCAUUAUCACUCCACGCCUGGCACUCACCACAGCUGAAUUUCUGGCCUACCAAUGCGAGAAGCAUGUGCUGGUCAUCUUGACAGAUAUGAGUUCAUAUGCAGAGGCCUUGCGAGAGGUGUCUGCGGCUCGAGAGGAGGUACCUGGACGGCGUGGUUUCCCAGGCUACAUGUAUACUGACCUGGCCACCAUUUAUGAGCGAGCAGGCCGAGUUGAGGGCAGAAACGGCUCCAUUACACAGAUCCCUAUCCUUACCAUGCCAAAUGAUGAUAUCACCCAUCCCAUUCCAGACUUGACAGGAUUCAUCACUGAGGGACAGAUCUAUGUGGACCGGCAGCUACACAACAGGCAGAUCUAUCCUCCAAUCAAUGUGCUUCCUUCACUCUCUCGACUUAUGAAAUCUGCAAUUGGUGAAGAAAUGACACGAAAGGACCAUGCUGAUGUCUCCAACCAAUUGUAUGCUUGCUAUGCCAGCAAAGAUGUCCAAGCCAUGAAGGCUGUAGUUGGUGAAGAAGCACUGUCCUCAGAUGAUCUUCUUUAUUUGGAGUUUCUACAGAAGUUUGAGAGGCAAUUCAUUACUCAAGGAGCGUAUGAGAAUCGCACAGUUUUUGACACCCUGGAUAUUGGCUGGCAGCUCCUACGCAUUUUCCCCAAAGAAAUGCUGAAAAGAAUUCCGGAGGCUAUGCUGAAAGAAUUUUAUUCUCGGGAUACAAAAACUUCUGAAGAGUAGAGAGAGGAUUCUGAAAGACAAGAUCUGAAAAUGGUGUCAAAAUCCUAAAUUGCAGAUAAUAUUUUGCAAAAGUCAAAAAUGUUUGAUGUCUUCAGAACACUCUGAAAUUAAUGUUGCCAACUUCAGUUUUGUCACCUUGCCUUUUUAAAAUUAUAAUUGAGCUUGUUUUGCAUUGUGUGUCAGUACCAACAAUAAUCCUUUAAUUUAUGUAUAAAACUUAUUGACCUAGUUUAUGUGAUAAUUUAACUUCCUUCUGUAGUUUAAUAAACCUAUG